UCAUAUUGCUUGCAGAAGUGAAACAUUUUUUGUGCAUGUUGUAUUUUAGCGUGGGUGUUAUAAGGAUUUCCUGUAUCGAGUUUAUUUUGACCUGGUCUAUACUGUUCAACGAUUCUGCGAAUUCAAGAUGCUCUAUUUCAGCGAAACACUCCCUUUCCUGUCUUUCAUGGUUCACGACUUCAAAGAAGCUUAUAAUUGAAUUUCGCUUUUAUUUCCAAGAAACCACGGAACAGAAAUAUUAGUUUGUAAAAUCUACUGCUGUUUGCUGAAUUURAAGUUAACGAAUUUGACUUCUGAUUUGUUUAGCAAAGAUGUCGGAUAGGACAAAGGUAAGCUUACAAGAAAAGCUUGUGCUACAUAUGCCGUACGAAGGACAUAUUCGUCUCGCUGUGCUUCUUUCGCCCGAAACGAUCAAUGGAAACAACUAUAAAUUGCUAGCUGAAAAGUUGGGUUUUACUACAGAGGAAAUAAGAAAUCUUGAGACUAAAGAUGAACCUGUUCUGGAACUCUUCAAAGAUCGAAGAUGUCUUGAUCUUACAAUUGCUUGUCUCAAAUCGAAGCUGUUAGAGAUGGAACGUCUCGAUGUGAUAGAUGAUUUGAAAACAUAUGAAGAGGAGACACCGACUCCUUCGGAAUAUGAGAGAAUGUAUGCAGAAAGGGCAAAAGCCAGAAUUGAGGAGUUUGGGGACUUAACAGUUCUCCCUGRUGAUAAAAAGUAUGAUGCAUUUAUCUGUUAUUGCAAAAGGGAUGUGUUAUUUGCAAAAGAACUGUUAAGUAAAUUGGAGGCUAAACCUUAUCACCUUAAACUUUGCAUCGAUUAUCGGGAUAUCUUGCCUGGRGGAGAAAAAUUGAGCACAGUUGUCAAUGUUAUUGAGGAAAGAUGUCGUAAGGUUAUAGUUAUAAUAUCAAAGCACUUUUCUGAAGAUGUAGAUGCUGACUUUCAAGCAAAAAUAGCUUUAAGUCUAUCUCCAGGAUGCAAAGAGAAGAGAUUAAUCCCUAUUGUGUAUGAUAACAGAAAGCAUGUUCCUGCAAUACUCAAACACAUAACACAUCUAGAUUACACCAACAAGAUAGCCAGAGAGUACUUCUGGCCCAAUUUGGCAAGGUCUCUAGGCUACAAAGACUAAGAUAUUAGUGUAAUCGUUGUAAUAAAGGAGAGUAUGUUCCUGUAAACAUAAUGAUGCUAGGGAAACCUCUCAAACAAGGMAUUGUCACAGAAUUGAACAGCAUUCACUAAGCUGCAUUUAGUACUGAAAAUCUAUAAUUUGCAAUGAUUUGUUUUACUUUGUGAAAUUGAACUUUUGUACUUUAGUGCUAUAGGAUUAACAAGACAAAGGACAACUCAGACUAAACACUUCUCAUUGUCUUUCCAUGUAUUCCUUUGCUCUAAAAURCUAAAGUUCUAUUUCUUUAGAACAKUGUUUUURUAAUUAGGACUAAGUUUCAUUUUUUAUAAGUGACUCAAUCUGCACAUAUAGUGGAAGUGAGUUUAACCAAUCAUACCAUACUCUGCAGUCAGAUCUUUUAAGUUAGAAUUUUAGUAAAAUUGUAUCUAUUUAAAAAAAUGAUAAUUACAAUAUACUGGUAAAUUGACUUAUUAUUAUUUUGAGGCGGAUACGUAAUAUUGUCAACGUUGUACAAUGCUGAUUUCAUUAUUUUAGGUGGAUAUUUAAUAUUGUCAAAGUUGUACAUUGCUGAUUUCAUUAUUAGUACAGUAUAAUUAAUGAUAGUUAGACUUAAUUGCAAUAUGUAGAUUUGCAAAUAAAUACUUUGUUUGUUUUUUA
Exaiptasia diaphana is the source of this 1784-nucleotide messenger RNA. Its product is annotated as myeloid differentiation primary response protein MyD88-A. The record is from RefSeq and is a predicted model, not a curated record. The coding region runs from base 312 to 1127 and encodes 271 amino acids. The transcript is spliced from 5 exons. Gene Ontology annotation, molecular function: TIR domain binding. Lineage: Eukaryota; Metazoa; Cnidaria; Anthozoa; Actiniaria; Aiptasiidae. Gene Ontology annotation, biological process: MyD88-dependent toll-like receptor signaling pathway; positive regulation of canonical NF-kappaB signal transduction.